CAAAAAGUACCCGUGAAGCAGCCAGCACGUUUCCGAAACAUCGGAGCCACUUUUUCCUACUCUGUCAAAUCACAACAAAAUGUUUCUUCGCCAACGCAACGAAAGCCUUGCUUUGGUUGAAACCAACAAGAAAUGGGCCUCCACAGAAUCCAUGACUAGCAAGCGUAGCGGGCGCAACACAACAGGUUCCGUCUCGGACGCUGUUUUUGAUGAUCCCAGGGACAACGAUAUUUUGUGCGGAAAAGACAAAACAUUCGCCAAGCACACGGGCAACAGAAUUUUUCGUUCUUUGAUUGAGUCCAAUAUUACAAGAUACACAAAUUCCGCUUCGAAGCAGCAGAAGAUGAAGAUUACGAAAGACAUUGUCGCUACAAUGCAAGUCAAGAACGGAGCCCGCUUCUUGAAACAGCUCGACAACGGUGACUGGCAAGAGAUUACCAACGAAGCUGCUCGCGACAAGGUCAGCCACGCCCUUCGCUUCGCUUCGAAGUCAAAGGACGAGCGAAACAUGGCUAACUCAGUCCGUCGCAGCAAAAAACACCACCGUCGGAAUUCAAGCAACACUACGUUUUCGAGUGCAUGCACACAAGACUACGCCUCAUCGGAAGAGUCAUUAAGUGACGACUUGGAAAACUGUGCUGUUCUGAAGGCUACAGUGACGACACCGAAUGAGUCGAAGUCGGCUGUAGCUACGCUCUUUCAACGCCAGCAGCAGAUUCUAUCAGUCUUGCAAAUCGAAAGUAGCAUUUCUCCUCGUCAUCCAUCGUCUGCAUGCCUGCCUGACGCGGUAGUAAGCCGCGAAAACCCUGAGUUUAACACACUGCGCAGUGUCGAUUUUGACGAGCUUUUUGACGAGCCGCUCUUUGACGACGGCGAGUUCGACAGUAUUCAGGUGUCUCUAUGAUUUGGAUGAAGUUUCUCAUGAUAUAUUUGCGAACCGUUCGCUCCGUGUUAUUGUCAGUACCUUCUGCAUACAAGCAACCAGAUUGCUUUUUCCUAUUUGUGAUCAAUGUCAUUUUGAAAUAAGUUAUAGUUUUCUACAGUUUUCUUUUAA
Molecule: messenger RNA, 1054 nt
Organism: Phaeodactylum tricornutum CCAP 1055/1
Lineage: Eukaryota; Bacillariophyta; Bacillariophyceae; Surirellales; Neidiaceae
Exons: 1
Coding region: 80-904 (274 amino acids)
Source: RefSeq, a predicted model, not a curated record